This is a messenger RNA of Juglans regia (Persian walnut), 1282 nucleotides long. Its product is annotated as probable pterin-4-alpha-carbinolamine dehydratase, chloroplastic. The record is from RefSeq and is a predicted model, not a curated record. Gene Ontology annotation, biological process: tetrahydrobiopterin biosynthetic process. The coding region runs from base 333 to 956 and encodes 207 amino acids. Gene Ontology annotation, cellular component: plastid. NCBI's taxonomy places the organism in Eukaryota, Viridiplantae, Streptophyta, Magnoliopsida, Fagales, Juglandaceae. The transcript is spliced from 3 exons. Gene Ontology annotation, molecular function: 4-alpha-hydroxytetrahydrobiopterin dehydratase activity.
ACUUCAAUCUGAAUCGCCGGUUCUCUUCUAUGAGUUUCUACCCUUUGCCCAGUAAUAAUAUUUUGUGAAUCACAUCCAUUUAUAAAUUUAUUUUAUUGAUUAUAGCAUUUCUUUUUACUGAACAUGACCCACUAAGUCCAGUAAGAACACUGCCAACUCACUCCAACCACCAGGUGAACAAGUGGUUCUAUUUUUGGCACCAAACCUACGAACAUUAGAACUUAAGAGGCUUGGGCAAGGAGCCAAUCAGAAUCAGAGGAUAAAAUCAAGAUCGGACAAUAAGGGUUGCACAGAACCUCCGAAUCCAAAGACAGACUCGUCCGCCAACUCGCAUGGCACUCAUCGCUCAUCUCUCCUCUCCUCUUCUCCUCCCUCGUUAUCUUCACCACCCCUACCUAAACCCCAAACCCAACCUUACUCUCUCUUUCAGAAAUAGCAGAAUCAGGGCCGUUGGGGGCGGCGACAUGCUUGGUGACUUUGGGGCCCGGGACCCUUUCCCGGCAGAGGUAGAGAGUCGUUUUGCAGAGAAGGUGCUGGGCAACGGCAACACCGAGCACAAGAUCCUCAUCCCCAGCAUCUCCGCUCUCUCUCUUUCCCAGCAGCAGUGCGCCCCCCUCUCUCCUUUCCAGCCCCCCAUGUCCACUGAUGAGGUUCAGAAGCUCUUGAAAAAAGUGGUUGGCUGGAGGCUAUUGGAUGAAGAAGGUGGUCUUAAACUACAAUGCUUGUGGAAAUUGAGAGAUUUUAAAUGUGGGGUUGAACUCGUUAAUAGGAUUUAUGAGGUUGCUGAAGCUGCGGGGCAUUACCCAAACCUCCACUUGGAACAACCAAAUCAAGUUAGGGCUGAACUUUGGACAGCUUCCAUUGGGGGCUUGAGUAUAAAUGACUUCAUUGUAGCUGCCAAAAUAGAUGAGAUAAAAACAUCAGAUCUUGUCCCAAGAAAAAGAAUCUGGGCCUAGUUCAAGCAUUCAUUAUGUUGCUUUGCUGAAGAGGCCACAAAACCAAUUUGCCAUAUGGUUUGCCCGUGAUUAGUAGGUUUGGCAUUAUUGGAAGAAGAAGAAUCUUGUUGAAUGCCUUGUGUAGAACUUAUGAACUUCAGAAUUUUGACGACACAAAGUCAACUUGUCCUUGAAUCCGUAGCCUGAUGGUUUGGAUGAUUUUAAGAUUUGGGGUACACAUUAUAUUAGAAGAGCACAAUAAAUGUAUCAAACUAUAUGUGAAAUUUCAAUUUCAUUGAGCUUUUCAAAAACAUCUUGCACUAUCGCAGUGUGAGAUUAGAAUAUUA